This is a messenger RNA of Prunus armeniaca (apricot), 1209 nucleotides long. NCBI's taxonomy places the organism in Eukaryota, Viridiplantae, Streptophyta, Magnoliopsida, Rosales, Rosaceae. The record is from the annotation of a GenBank genome assembly.
AUGUCAGACAUGGAAGAUGUUUUGGAUAGGCAAGAGCGAGAAAGGCGAGCAAGAAUGCGCAGAAGAGCUGCAAGCAAAAGGGCGCAGAGAGAACUAGAUGAGCAACUUGGUGUGGCCGUUGCUUUGAUGGAGGAAGAAAACCAGAGCCGUCGUGGUUCACGAGAAGGCCGGGCAUCGAAUGUGGACAGACAUAGACAUUCUCGGGAUUUGGGGCUGCUUCCCGAGCAAAAGUUCACAGCUGUGAUACGAAUGUUGGCGUAUGGGUCAUCUGCUGAUCAGGUGGAUGAGAUUGCCCGGAUGGGAAAGUCCACUAUUUUGGAGAGCUUGGUGCGAUUUUGUGAUGCAGUGGAAAAUCUGUACACCAUGGACUACCUGCGCAGACCUACGCUCAGGGACCUGCAACGGCUUCUACAAAAAGCUGAGUUUCGUGGAUUUCCUGGAAUGAUUGGUAGCAUUGACUGCAUGCACUGGCAAUGGAAAAAUUGUCCAUCUGCUUGGCAAGGGGAUUAUGGUAAUCGGAAAGGGCAGAAAAGCAUCAUCCUCGAAGCAGUUGCUGGUUUUGAUACCUGGGUUUGGCAUGCCUUCUUUGGAGUUGCCGGUUCUCAAAAUGAUUUGAACGUCCUAGGUCAAUCCUCGGUGUUCAAUGAUAUUUUGAGAGGUGAAUGCCCAAAUAUCACAUAUCAAGUCAAUAAUACCGUGUAUCAGAACGGGUAUUAUCUAGCUGAUGGUAUCUACCCGAGAUGGACAACAUUUGUGAAAUCAAUUCCACAUCCCCGAUCCGAGAAGGAAAUUUUUUUUGCUGCCUAUCAAGAAGGGUACAGAAAAGAUGUGGAGAGGUGCUUUGGUAUCCUUCAAGCUCGGUGGGCUAUUAUCAGGGGCGCGGCGCGUCUAUUUGACGAGGAUGUGCUCAGAAGUAUAAUGAUGACUUGUAUCAUCCUCCACAACAUGAUUGUGGAAGAUGAGUAUGAUUAUGAUGUUGAUGAAGUGUAUGAACCAGAUCCCAUGAACACGACCUUAACACGAAUUUAUGAAAAACCUAUGGGGCCAAAUGGAGAACCAGUGCAGCAUGAUCCGUUAGUUAGAGACGGUACUUUCAUGCAUCGUAUGAUUGAGCGCUACACGGAGAUGCAAUCGUCGUAUAUUCAUGAACACCGUCAAGUUGAUUUGAUGGAGCAUUUGUGGGCGGUGAAAGGCAAUGAAGGUCAAUGA